Molecule: messenger RNA, 1720 nt
Organism: Hyalella azteca
Lineage: Eukaryota; Metazoa; Arthropoda; Malacostraca; Amphipoda; Hyalellidae
Product: solute carrier family 22 member 15-like
Exons: 7
Coding region: 2-970 (322 amino acids)
Biological process (GO): transmembrane transport
Cellular component (GO): membrane
Molecular function (GO): transmembrane transporter activity
Source: RefSeq, a predicted model, not a curated record
GAUGUUCCAACUAGCUGGCUCCUUCCCCAUUGUAUUGCUGCUCCUUUUAAGUAAUCCUAUAUUACUGAAAGACUCUCCACGUUGGCUAGUUACUCGGGGACGACUUAAAGAAGCCGAAGCAUCGCUGCUCCGAGUCGCGAAGUGGAACAAAACGACGUACAACUUGCCGGACAAUUUGAUGGGCGUCUUGGAAGGCAUUAAUAUGAAAGAUUGUGAGGAGGAACCAUCUUCUACGUUCUUGUCCCGCAUCAAGUCUCUGGUGUCGUCGCCGUACCUGCGCAGAGUGACCGGCAUUCUGUUGCCUGUGGGGCUGAUGCAGGGUUGCCUGUACAUCAGCAUACCACUCAGCGCUGACCAAUUCCCCUCACCCUAUGUGGGUAUGGCCGUGUUGGGUCUUGCGGAAAUCCCUGCCUAUACGGUCGCGGCUCCCAUCACUGCGAGGCUAGGCAGAAAAAAGUUCCUCAUAGGAGGACUUCUUCUCGCAUGUGCUCUGCAAAUCACCGUCGUGGUUCUCAAUGUCACAGGAUACCAAAAUUAUUGGUCGCAGAUUUUACUCGUCUCGCUUGGGUACACGAUGAUCAGCAGCGUUUAUCAGGUGAAUAUGUUGUUCUGUGGCGAACUGUUCCCCACUUCUCUUCGAUCUCUGGGCACCAGCUUGGCUAUUUUCACCUGCAGCGUUGGGGAAAUCAUACCCCCGUUGCUGAAAAUUAUACUGCCUGCAGGCCUAUCAUGGCUGCCCUUGACCAUCUACGCAAUUUUCGCCGGUCUGGCAGCCUUCCUGAUAUUGCUGCUGCCAGAGACCAACAACAAGCCUCUGCUGCAGACGCUUGGGAGCACGCAAGUUCACAGCUCGGAAAAAGAUAACUUUGUUACCAAAGCUCGGUAUGACAGUGUUCAAAAUAAACUUGGCGGAAUCCCUCUUAGUUCGACUGGGCAAGAAACAAUGACUGCGGAAGGCAGGCAGGAUUGAAAAUAUUAAUCAAAAUAUUAUAAACCAUUCCAAAUGACAGCACAUAUACACUCAUUGAACCAAAAUAAAAAUUGUCAUAGACUCCCACCGAAACUCUGAAACGAAGAAAAUAAGGUUACAAUUUAUGAAGAUAGAAAAAAUGCAUUGCAGUCGUGAGCAUAAGCCAAUAUGAGUACAGGCGUUCCCAAGAUCCUCGAUCAUAGCGACCCUCGAACAGGAAUGGCAUCAUAUUGGUGGAGUGAAUCAUCCCUGUGUAAAUUGUAUUCGUGUUGACCGUAUUUGUUGCACUUAGUUUCCCACCAACUCUUGUGGCUGAAAACUUAACCAGUCGAAAAAUGCCUGCAUGACAAAAUGCUGCUUGCCAUACUUCAGAGCUGAUCUGGAAUAAAUCUACAUUUUUCUCAAACAGCAUUUCACAAAAAGCCACGUAUUUGCCAACAAUAUUCUCAUCUUGCUCCAAGCAAUUUAUGUAGGAAAGAUGAGAAACCAAUCGAAACUUUAAAAUGUAGCUAACUCGUUUGUGCAGUAAGCAGUUAGAAAUGUAAUUGAACUGUACUAAUUAGGAGUGGUGAAAAAUGAUAAGCAAAGUUAACAAACUGGAGGGCAAUGAAGAGUUCUAAAACUGCUGCAUUAAUAGUUGAAACGAUCCAGCAAAACAAACGAAAAUCACUUACAUUGUAAUAAGAGAAGAAUAUCUGAUCGAAAAAAAUCCACGGAGUCGGUGCUGGAUUUUUGCUCACGAGUCGGUGC